This is a messenger RNA of Blastomyces dermatitidis ER-3, 1032 nucleotides long. RefSeq names its product 60S ribosomal protein L3. Gene Ontology annotation, cellular component: nucleus. The coding region runs from base 1 to 1032 and encodes 343 amino acids. NCBI's taxonomy places the organism in Eukaryota, Fungi, Ascomycota, Eurotiomycetes, Onygenales, Ajellomycetaceae. The record is from RefSeq and is a predicted model, not a curated record. Gene Ontology annotation, molecular function: double-stranded RNA binding; ribonuclease III activity. The transcript is spliced from 2 exons. Gene Ontology annotation, biological process: primary miRNA processing; rRNA processing; regulation of gene expression.
AUGACCUCAACCCAACCUGCUCCUGCUCGAGAAUUUUUUGAAGCCUUUAAAGUUAUCAAGAAGAACGAACAAGCCUCCUCAGCGUGUAUACGAUUCAUUCAAUUGCGACAUUUACAGCACUCCCGGAAAACUGAGAUCCUCCGCCGGAGUGGGAGCCCAAAUGAAGAGACUGCAGCUCCCCCGAUGGAGCGGUUCAGUUCUUUCACCGCGGAUACGGCCCACCACAAGCAAUCUUCCGCAUUCCCCAGUGUGCUAGCAGAGGAGAAUGAACCCAAUGAUGAUGAACACUCAUCAAGUUUCCAUAUAAACCGAACGCCAACCCCUCCUUCACCACCCGUCGAGGCUUCGCUGAAUUCCGCUAAGCUCUCUGCCAUACAUGCUCGACUCUCCCUACCGCAACGAUUACCACUUCAGACGCUAGCUCGCACUCUGGUCGAUGAGUCUGCUGACCCUACUCCGCAGUUCAAUAAUAAAUCCCUCUCAAUUCUUGGCGGUGACCUCCUAACGUAUUACACCUCCGAAUACUUGAUAAGCACAUAUCCGCGGCUCCCAGUUAAAGUCCUCUGGGCAGCGAUGUAUUCCUAUAUUGGAGCGAAGCCGCUGGCAGCGAUGACUAGGGAGUGGGGUCUGGAAUUUGCUGCUGAGCCUGGACCAGAAGUAGACCCGGGUCUUCUACAAUUUAAACGGCUACCUCCAGACACAGUAGUUGAAACCAACUCGAAUGGCACAUUCCUUAGGCGCGAUGGUGGAGUGUCAAAACGCAGUACAAGCGCAAGGAUAAUAUACGGUGAUGCCUUCGGUGAAUCAGCACUUCCAUAUCCCGUUCACCAUGAAGGUGUUACUCCCAACCGAGCCUGUGCAAACUUUGUGCGUGCCAUCGUGGGCGCCGUCUAUCUACAUGCUGGUCGGCCAGCAGCGAAGCAAUUUUAUAAAGAACACUUCACGAGUCGCCAUCUCGAUAUGGCCUCACUGUUUAGCUUCCGGCAACCGACGCGGGAUCUCAGCAAACUCUGCCGUCGGGAAGGCUUCUAA